AUGCCUCAAAACGUCAAUGCCAGCAAGAUCGCAGCUCGACGGAUACACGCCACGGCAUCUCACCUCGCCGGUACCACAUCCGCCGCCAGCUCGCCGACAGAGUAUCCGAACAACCAUGAGAAGGUGCAACAGCCGGCAGACACACAGAAUUUCCUCGACAACAAGUUUGUUGCUUCCAAGGCCACACAAUGGAUUGAUCUCCACGACCCCGCCACGAACAACCUCGUGACUCGAGUACCUCAGUCGACGGAUGAAGAGCUGAAAGCGGCGGUGGACAGCGCGGAGAAGGCCUUUCCCGCGUGGAGGGCGACCAGCGUUCUUGCUAGACAGACCAUCAUGUUCAAGUACGUGGCCUUGAUCAGGGAGCACUGGGACCGUCUAGCGGCCAGCAUCACCUUGGAGCAGGGCAAGACCUUUGCUGAUGCAAAGGGCGAUGUUCUCCGUGGUCUGCAGGUCGCCGAGCAGUCUUGCGCGAUCACUAGCGACCUCAAGGGUGAGGUAUUGGAGGUGGCAAAGGACAUGGAGACCCGCUCAUACCGUGAACCUCUUGGUAUCAUCGCUGCCAUCUGCCCGUUCAACUUCCCGGCUAUGAUUCCUCUCUGGACCAUUCCCGUGGCCACCAUCACUGGCAAUACCUGCAUCAUCAAGCCUUCCGAGCGUGAUCCAGGUGCCGCCAUGAUUCUGGCCGAGCUUGCUGAGAAGGCUGGCUUCCCGCCAGGUGUCAUCAACAUCAUUCACGGCUCUGCCAAGACCGUCGACUUCAUCAUCGACGAGCCACGCAUCAAGGCCAUUUCCUUUGUCGGUUCCAACAAGGCUGGUGAAUACAUCUACACUCGUGGUAGCGCCAAUGGCAAGCGUGUGCAGGCCAACUUGGGCGCCAAGAACCACGCGGCUGUCCUCCCGGAUUGCAACAAGAACCACUCCCUCAAUGCGAUCGCCGGUGCUGCUUUUGGUGCUGCCGGUCAGAGAUGUAUGGCGUUGUCUACUCUCGUUCUUGUCGGAGAGACCAAGGACUGGGCUCCUGAGAUUGCUGAGCGCGCCAAGGCUCUGUCCAUGAACGGUGGUUUUGAAGAGGGUGCAGAUCUUGGUCCCGUCAUCUCGCCACAGGCAAAGGAGAGAAUCGAGAGCCUCAUUGCGUCCGCCGAGAAGGAGGGCGCGACCAUUGUUCUCGAUGGCAGAGGCCAGAAGCCAGAGAAGUACCCCAACGGCAACUGGGUCGGCCCAACCAUCAUCGCCAACGUCACAAAAGACAUGACCUGCUACAAAGAAGAAAUCUUUGGCCCAGUACUCGUGUGCUUGAACGUGCCCACCCUCGACGAUGCAAUUAACCUCAUCAACGAGAACGAGUACGGCAACGGCACAGCUAUCUUCACAUCUUCCGGCGCGACCGCCACUCGAUUCCAAAAGGAAAUUGAAGCCGGUCAGGUUGGUAUCAACGUUCCGAUCCCUGUGCCGCUUCCCAUGUUCAGCUUCACGGGCAACAAGAAGUCGAUCGCGGGAGGUGGUGCGAACACAUUCUAUGGAAAGCCGGGUAUCAACUUCUACACGCAGCAGAAGACAGUCACGAGCUUCUGGAAGGCCGAGGAUGCGGUCAGCACGCGGGCGAAGGUCAACAUGCCGACGCAGUCGUAG
Zymoseptoria tritici IPO323 is the source of this 1632-nucleotide messenger RNA. RefSeq lists its product as uncharacterized. Gene Ontology annotation, biological process: L-valine catabolic process; thymine catabolic process. The coding region runs from base 1 to 1632 and encodes 543 amino acids. The transcript has 2 exons. Gene Ontology annotation, molecular function: malonate-semialdehyde dehydrogenase (acetylating, [NAD(P)+]) activity; methylmalonate-semialdehyde dehydrogenase (acylating, NAD+) activity. Gene Ontology annotation, cellular component: mitochondrion. The record is from RefSeq and is a predicted model, not a curated record. NCBI's taxonomy places the organism in Eukaryota, Fungi, Ascomycota, Dothideomycetes, Mycosphaerellales, Mycosphaerellaceae.